AUGGAGACUCAAGGUAGCAGACAUCAUGUCACAAGUUACCGUCGUAGAGAUUUAAGAAACUCUCUCGAAUCUAGGCUGGGAAUGGAAAGAGAUCGUAGAAAUGUACCAACAGAACCACCAAAGAAAAGAGUCAAAAUAAAGGACAUCCCAUUGUCUGUAUCUGAUUUCACAAUAGAAGACCUAAUCAAGGCAUCAAAUGAUGAUACUGACCCCGUUUAUAUAAAAUUUUAUGACAAUAAGGAGUCAAGAACAUGUAUCUUUGAACUGACUGAUAAAGGCAAAAUGGAAAGCUUUGUACAGCACUAUAAUAACCAUCAGCUGGACGAUGCACUGCUACAGGUGGAAAUCUUUGAGCAACAUAGGAAACCAAAUAGACCGAAGUCGCAUGGCUCAUACGGUAGUCACUACAAUCGCAGUCAACAUGGUCGUCCUAGCAAUAGUGGUAGGAGAGGAGUGGCUAAUAAAACCAAAGAAAAACCGAAAAGUAUCGAAGAUCUUGAUGCUGAAUUGGAUGCAUACAUGAAGAGUUAA
This is a messenger RNA of Kazachstania africana CBS 2517, 531 nucleotides long. It is a transcript of the gene YRA2, whose product is annotated as Yra2p. The record is from RefSeq and is a predicted model, not a curated record. Lineage: Eukaryota; Fungi; Ascomycota; Saccharomycetes; Saccharomycetales; Saccharomycetaceae. The coding region runs from base 1 to 531 and encodes 176 amino acids. Gene Ontology annotation, molecular function: nucleic acid binding. The transcript has a single exon.